This is a messenger RNA of Cryptomeria japonica (Japanese cedar), 2122 nucleotides long. RefSeq names its product polyphenol oxidase I, chloroplastic. The record is from RefSeq and is a predicted model, not a curated record. Gene Ontology annotation, molecular function: catechol oxidase activity. Bases 148 to 1908 code for a protein of 586 amino acids. The transcript has 2 exons. NCBI's taxonomy places the organism in Eukaryota, Viridiplantae, Streptophyta, Pinopsida, Cupressales, Cupressaceae.
AUGAAUAGCCAUUCACAUCUUUCUAAAUUUGAUUAAUUUUUUCUUUUCAAGGAGGUAAUACUAAUUUUUUGCCUAGGAAAAACAUUUAUAUAGAGAGGAUAGAGAUCCUUUAGGUGUGAGUACACAAGAGCAAUAGAGUUUGAGGCGAUGGAGAGUGCAAUGAUAUCUUCGUCAAAAGUCUCGCAUGCACGCAGCACAAAUCAAUGGCUUCCAUCAGAUUUGAAGCCCCAGGUUCUAUGUCCAGGCAAAGUGAGGAAAACACACGGUGCUUGCACAAAGAAUUUAGCAUCAAUGCGUGUUCGUUGUGAGAAUAGAGAAGACAGUCCCUUGGAAAUGGACCGCCGCCGGCUGCUGUUAACGUCGUCGACAUUGGGCGUUUCGGCUUUCACGGGCGGGAAGGCCAUGGCGAAGCCAUUUCCGGUGCCUGAUCUGUCUAAGUGUAUGUACCCCACUGAUCUUCCGACUUGCGCAACAGUAGAAGGUGGGUGCUGUCCUCCAUUCAAGGAGGGAGAAACUGUCGUGGACUUCAAAUUUCCGACGUCCCUGCCUAUGAGGACGCGUAAAGCGGCGCAUCUGGCGGACGCAGAGUUAAUCUCGAAGUACGAUAAGGCACUGACGUUAAUGAAGAAGCUCCCAUUAGAUGACCCUCGGAGUUUUCUUCAGCAAGGCAGAGUGCACUGCGCAUAUUGCAAUGGAGGCUACAAGGUGGGAUCAGAUACUGUGCAGAUUCACAAGUCAUGGUUUUUCGCGCCUUUCCAUCGCUGGUAUAUGUAUUUCUACGAGCGCAUUUUGGCAACUCUCAUCGAAGACGAUACCUUUGCGCUGCCAUUCUGGAACUGGGACACCGAGGAAGGGAUGCCGAUUCCCGACAUGUUCACCGUCAACUGCAGCUCCUUGUACAACAAUAACAGGGAUCCAUGUCACCAGCCUCCCGUCCGUAUCAAUCUAGCGGCCCCGAAAAGCUGUGACUCGGGCGAUGUGAGUGCCAACUAUGCUACCAUCUAUAGCCACAUGGUGUCUGCUGCGGGAACGGCAGAGCUCUUCCACGGUGCGGCUGUUCGGUACGAUGAUGGCGAAACGACUACAUUGUCGGCGGGAGCGCUGGAAAGUUCUCCGCAUAAUCUUGUGCACCUUUGGGGUGGCUCUCCCGGUAACCCAAAUCGUGAAGACAUCGGCAGCUUAUACUCAGCAGGCAAAGAUCCUUUGUUCUAUACCCAUCACUCCAAUGUGGACCGCAUGUGGUACAUCUGGAACAACAAAUUGGGCAACAAAAACUAUGAGGACAAAGAUCUUAUGGAGACCCCUUUCCUGUUCUAUGAUGAGAAAAAACAGCUUGUAAAAGUUAAAGCCGGCGACUGUUAUGACAUAAGCAAGCUUAGAUACCAAUACCAGGAUAGAGAGCUCCCUUGGUUGAAUAAGGGGCGAUCAUUGAAGAAGGCUGGACAACUCAUUGCUAAGCCUAAAACAUCCACCUUUGAAAAGGCUGUCGAUGGCAAGGCAAAGAAUCUGUUGUCUCCUUUGACCUUUAAGGUUGAGAGGCCGAAUAAGAGUCCUGGAAAAGGGCAGGUGGAGAUUCUUAAGAUUGAGGGAGUGGAGACUGAUAGAAGGGUGUUUUCAUCGUUCGAAAUAUUCAUUAAUUAUCCCGAGGCCAACUCUAGCACUCCCUUCAACAGCCCUCAUUAUGCCGGCUCCUUUUCUACUCUUGGGCAUGGCAUCAUGACAGAAGGAUCUAUGAAAUCAACGACUACUAAGGAGACUUUCAAGGUUGGGAUUUCUGAGACACUGGAGGAUUUGGGCAUACAGAAUGAUGAUGAAAUAGUUGUUACGCUCAUCCCAAAGUCUGCCAAAGAUCUUGCUACAUAUCCCAUUACUAUUGCUUCCAUAACGAUUGAUUAUGUUAGCAAGUAAUUAUUACCUGGUCAGAAGAAGAGAGAUUACUGCCCUUUCCACUUUCUUCAUAUUGCAGUAUCAUAUUAGGAAGUAUAUUAGAAGUUGAUGUUCUGUCAUGAUUUUAAAUCAUAUUUUGUGUUAAUAAGUUGAAGUGUGGACUCUUUACUUUGACAUUAUUAUAUAGUUGAUUUCUUUUUUAUUUAGCUGAAAGAAGAUGGUAACUAUUAUAUCA